AUGGCAUUCCUCCUCACCCACCUUGCCAAUCCCCUAGCGUACAUUGUACCCGUUUUACUAGCAGUAGCUUUCUUAACACUGAUUGAACGAAAAGUUUUAGGAUACAUACAACUCCGGAAGGGCCCAAAUAUUGUAGGACCCUACGGACUAUUGCAACCCAUUGCUGACGGCGUUAAGCUGUUUCUCAAGGAACCCGUGCGACCCUCAACCUCUUCUCCUGUAUUAUUUUUAUUCGCCCCUAUGCUAGCCCUCACCCUUGCCCUCCUAAUAUGGGCACCUAUGCCUCUCCCACAUCCAAUUUUGGAUCUAAACCUAAGCAUUCUAUUUAUCCUCGCCCUUUCAAGCCUGGCAGUAUACUCCAUCCUUGGCUCGGGAUGAGCAUCAAAUUCAAAAUACGCCCUCAUUGGAGCCCUCCGAGCCGUUGCCCAAACCAUUUCCUACGAAGUUAGUCUUGGGCUUAUCCUACUAAGCAUUAUCAUUUUUUCAGGCGGGUUCACCCUGCAAACCUUUAGCACGACCCAAGAAAGUGUCUGACUCCUCCUCCCAGCAUGGCCACUAGCGGCAAUAUGAUAUAUUUCAACCCUUGCCGAAACCAACCGGGCCCCCUUUGACCUAACGGAGGGGGAAUCCGAACUAGUCUCAGGAUUCAACGUAGAGUAUGCCGGAGGACCCUUCGCACUAUUCUUCCUGGCGGAGUACGCCAACAUCUUACUAAUGAACACUCUAUCUGCUAUUUUAUUCUGAGGCGCAAUGUACACCCCCAUCUUCCCCGAGCUUACCUCACUUAACAUAAUAACAAAAGCCUCGCUCCUCGCGGUCCUGUUCUUGUGAGUGCGAGCCUCCUACCCCCGGUUCCGAUACGAUCAACUCAUGCACCUCAUUUGGAAAAACUUCCUACCUACAACACUUGCCCUGAUUAUCUGACACCUCUCCCUCCCCACAGCAUUCGCCGGGAUCCCACCACAAUCCUAG
This is a messenger RNA of Xyrichtys novacula (pearly razorfish), 972 nucleotides long. The record is from the annotation of a GenBank genome assembly. Lineage: Eukaryota; Metazoa; Chordata; Actinopteri; Labriformes; Labridae.